GCAAGAAGGCGAUCAUCGCGUUUCGUUUCAUCUCAUCGCCAUCAGCAAGCAAGCAGGAGGUGAAAAACGGUGGCACAUUUUCGCUAGAAUUCGAUACAAAUUGCGUCCGAAACGCACCGAAACCAUCUACGAUCGAUGCCCGGAAUAUUGGUGCCGGGUUUUCCGUUUCGAAAGUAGUGAAUUGGGUGCACUAGUGCGUGGAAAUCGUGAAUUUAAUUUUUUUGGCUGACGGCGAGCGACGGAAGGUAGAAGAAAAGUCGUCGCUGUGCGCUUGUGUGUGUGCACUAGAAGGCAGCGUCGUCGGAGUUGGAAUAAGGAGUUCCGAGUUUUUUUUUCGCCGCUGUGACGACUGUCGUCAAAUGUUUGCCACUUCCACGUUCGCUUGCUUGUUGUAGAGUUUUGCGCAGGAUCCGACGAUGUCGUUCCCGAGUAGACCGCCGCCGACCAUAGUGCCCGCGGGAAUCCCGUAUGGAAUGGCCCCGCCAAUGAUGCCCCCAUCAAUCAUACCAGCCGGAAUGCCUCCUUCAAUGAGUCAGCCACCGCCCGGGGGACGUUCAAACUUCCGGGGACCUCCACCGACUAUCGGCUCCCGCCCGCAGAUGUACAACAACUCUAACAAUCACCACGACAAACGCGGCCGGGAUGAUCGAGGGGGAGGUGUCCAGGUUCCGAAUGCGGCGCCCACGAUGGAUGGACCGGUGAUUACCGUCUUCAUCGGAAACAUCAGCGACCGGGCGCCGGAUCCGAUGAUCAAGAAGAUCCUCGCAUCCUGCGGUACCGUCAUCAAUUGGAAGCGGGUGUCCACGUUUGGUUUUUGCGAAUAUGAUGGUGCCGUGGCUGGAGCUCGUGCCGUUCGCCUGUUGCAUGAUCUGGAAAUCGAUGGCAAAAAGUUGGUAGCCAAGGUGGACGCCAAGAACAAAGCCCUGCUCGACAACUACAAGGAGGAGAGCAACGGUGCCGUCAGCGAGCAGUCCGAGAAGCGAGGUGACGACGAUUCCAUGGAUCUAAUCACGCGGAUUCUCGAUGAGUUCAGAGACGACCUGAUGCCUCCGGAACAGCCAGAUGACUACGGUGUUCCGCGGAAGGAAAAGAAACAACUCCAGUCGGUUGAUAUCGAGGAGGGAAAGAGAGACAUUAUCAGCAAAGAGAUUGGCAAGUUCCGUAAGUAUACCGAGGAGGAGGAAAUCAAGAAGGAGAAGGAAAAGGAGCGCAAGAAGGCGCGUGAGGAGAAGAAGGCUGACGGAGGAGACAAGAGGAGAUCGACUUCGCCUAGGAAGGAAAAGGAAAAGAAGUCCCGGCGGCGGAGUCGUUCACGUUCCAGAGAUCGUGAGCGGGAACGGGAACGAGAGCGGGAAAGGGAGCGAGAACGUGAGCGGGAACGUGAAAGAGAACGAGAGAACCGAGAACGGAUAGAGCGUGAAAAUCGGGAAGCCCGGGAAGCCAGAGAUCGUGAGAGAGAACGGGAACGUGAAAGAGAGCGGGAACGGGAGCGAGAUCUUUUGAAUCGUAACCCGCGGGACAUUCAGAAAGAGAAAGAAAUGGAAGAGGAGGCACGUGAUCGGAGGAAAGCCGAGAAGAAGGCCAAGGAGAAGGAAGCCGCCUACCAGGAACGGUUGAGGAAUUGGGAAGCACGUGAAAGACGGAAGGCUAAGGAUUAUGAAAAAGACCGGGAGAAGGAUCGCUGCCGGGAGGAAGAACGCGAGAAGGAGGCGAAGCGACUGAAGGAGUUCCUGGAGGAUUACGACGACGAACGGGAUGAUCCGAAGUACUACAAGGGCCGUGAGCUGCAGCGGCGCUUGGCGGAACGCGUGCGCGAAGCCGACCAGGACUCCAAGGAUCGCAACAAAGAACAGGAAGAGCUGGACGAGUUGAAGAACAAAAUCUUCGCCGGCGAGUAUGACAACCCGACGCUAGAGUUUGAAAAGGCCAAGAAGCAACGGGAGGACUUGUACCGACCCAAGAUCUUGAUCGACGUCAAUCUGGAACAGUCGCAGCAGCGGGAGCGGGAGCUGGAACGUGAACGACAACGAGAGCUGGAACGGCAGCGGGAUAAAGAACGGAUCCGUGCCAACAAGGAGCGGUACGUUCUGGCACAGGCAUCCCGGGAAUUGGCAGCCAUCGAUGCGGAACCAAUCGAGUCCGAUUCCAGCGGGCACGAGGACAACACGUUCGCAUCGCCUGAUCCGGGUGUAACCAACAACCAUCACGCAGCAGCUCCCCUCGGCCAUCACGGUCACCAUCCACAGCAUGCCGGAUCGGAGACGAGGGACUCGUUCGGGUUCGGUUCCGCAGGGGCGAUGGGACUGGGCGGAGAAGAUGAGAGUUCACGGCACUCGAUGCGCUCGAAUUCCAACAUGAUGUCGAUGCAUAGCCCCGGAGCGAACAGCAACAGCGAGUUGAAUUCGAUUCCGGAGAAACACCAGCCCAUUGCGCCGACGAUAAGUCUCAGCUUGAAUGCCAAUGCCAAGAAGAAGAAGCUAGAAAUGAAGGAUGUGUUUAACAGCCUGGAGGAGGACGGAGAGGAAUCUAACGGUCCGAAGAAACGGAAGCUCGUUCCGUUGGAUGACGAAAACAAACCUCAGAAUUCGGCACCGCAGCCGGUCCCUGCUCCGGGAGACCGGAAUGCCUCUUCCAAGAGCUCUUCCAAGAGUAAGAGUGGUGGCGGUGGAGGUGAGGACGGCACCGGUGGCAGUAGCCGAUCGGGACGGGACGGCGUCAAAUCGCAGGAGGAGAAACGACGGCACAUCAAGAGUAUUAUCGACAAAAUACCAACGGAGAAGGCCGAUCUGUUCAACUAUCCAUUGGAUUGGAACGAGAUCGAUAGUACCAUCGAGAAGAAGAUUCGGCCGUGGAUCAACAAGAAGAUUAUCGAGUACAUCGGCGAGCCGGAACCGACGUUGGUGGACUUUAUCUGUUCGAAGGUGCUGGCCGGAAGCACACCGCAGGGGAUCCUGGAUGAUGUUCAGAUGGUCCUCGACGAGGAAGCCGAGGUGUUCGUCGUCAAGAUGUGGCGCCUGCUGAUCUACGAGGUCGAAGCGAAGAAGGUCGGACUCACGAAGUAAGCGAACAAAUUGCGUUACUUCACUCCCCAGGACCGCGACUGGCUCCCAGAUUUACCCGUAAAUUUCACAUACACAGGCAUCGAUGAACGAACGAUCGAACCAGAGAGCUAGUGACGAACGUUUCGUGCGCCGACCUGACCAAAAGGAUCACUCCAACCACACCAUCGACGACGGUCCCGCAGCAGCAGACAUGAAACUGAUUGAUAAGUGAGUAGAAAUCAGCUAAUUACUCUUGAUAAAAAAAUGAAUCAAAUUAUACACACACACAAAAAUAUUAAGAUAAUGAUACUGGAAAAAAGAUAUCUUGCUAAACAGUAAGCAUAUAGGCAGAAUAAUGAAAUAAACAAAAAACAAGCAACAGUUUCAACAGAA
This is a messenger RNA of Ochlerotatus camptorhynchus, 3434 nucleotides long. Its product is annotated as RNA-binding protein 25. NCBI's taxonomy places the organism in Eukaryota, Metazoa, Arthropoda, Insecta, Diptera, Culicidae. The transcript is spliced from 9 exons. Gene Ontology annotation, biological process: regulation of alternative mRNA splicing, via spliceosome; mRNA processing. The record is from RefSeq and is a predicted model, not a curated record. Gene Ontology annotation, molecular function: mRNA binding. Gene Ontology annotation, cellular component: spliceosomal complex. Bases 417 to 3062 code for a protein of 881 amino acids.